Molecule: messenger RNA, 2852 nt
Organism: Orbicella faveolata
Lineage: Eukaryota; Metazoa; Cnidaria; Anthozoa; Scleractinia; Merulinidae
Product: protein NATD1-like
Source: RefSeq, a predicted model, not a curated record
CUUGCUAAGAAUCCUGGGACGGUUUCUCUAGGUUCCAGUUUCUCCCGUACAACUCAAUGUGGCGAUAUUUUGAUCCAUGAGGUUAUGAGGAAACUUCUUCGUCGAUUUUCGUCUUACGUUGCGAUGAGUUCCUACGAGGUUAAACAUAAUGUGAAGGGGCGUGAAUUUUACAUUGCUUUGGAGAAAGGCAAGGCUGUGCUGCAAUAUGAAAAUGAAGGGAAUAAUACCAUGAACAUGUACCACACCGGCGUACCUACAGAAUACAGAGGGCAGGGUAUUGCUGGUCACCUGGCCAAGGCAGCACUGGAUUAUGCUGUUGUCCAAGAUGCCAAGGUUAAACUAACGUGCACAUAUUUGCAAAAAUAUGUAAAGGACAAUCCUUCACCAGAGUAUACAUCCCGUGUUGUUUGACAGCUCAACAUUAAUUCUAUCCCACACCAUAGAUAUUUUAGCACUCAUGAAGAAUUGAUGAAUACUUGUAACUUUUAUUUAUUUCAAUUUCUCACUCAAGGUUUCUUGAUUUGGCUGGUCCAAUUGAAACUUACAACAAGACAAAUAUAUUGAUAAUAGCAAAAUCUGCUGCUUUUGUAUACAACUGUUAGGAUGUUAAUAAAUUUGACUAAAACAACAUGAACUAAUAAUAAUGUAGAUGUAUGUAACAACACUGCUGAUCACAAAAGUGUGAGACUGUACACUACUAACUACAGCAGAUUCUAAAAACUAUAUUUUUAGCACAUUGUCCUUUAAAAAUUGUAUUUUAAACAAUAUAAAAGGAAAGAAAAUAAAACUUGAUCACUGUUCGAUAUUUAUUACCAUCAAAUCUUUAAAUAUGUGUUUACUAAUGCAGUAAUGAAUAAAAGUAUACACUAGCCCGCUACCGGCUUUAUUAAGACAACCAAGUUUACCUUCCAUUUACUAGUAAAAUAUAUGUUACUUUAAGUUAGAGUUUUUCAUUUGUCAUCCAACAAAACAUUGUGUAUAAAUUAUGACACAGUAUUUUCAGUUUGAGGUAGUUUGGUUACACAAUAGCUUUGACCACAGUGUUGGCAGACACGGAAGUAACAAGUAUAUUCCAUUCAAAAUUAAUGUAGAAAUUAGAUUAACUGUGUGAACAAAAUAGCUUAUUAAAUGUAAGUUCUGUAAAAAGAAUUUGUCAAACAUUUAUUCAAUUAUUUAGUAAGUUCCAGACUUUAUUUUUCAUGACAUCAAACUUUUACUUUUUUUUUUCAAACAACACAGGACAUUUCAUGCAAUAUAGUGAUUUCACACUCACCAUAUUGAAAUUGAAUUAUUAAAUGCUAAUAUGAACAAUAAUGCAGUACGCAUGUACAAAUGAAUAUUAUGCUUAGAAACAAUUCAUGCAGAUAAUUAUUUAAAGAAAGUAGAUUUCCUUCAGUUCCAACCUUUUUUUUCUAAAUUGUUCCAUUGUCAUCUGUAUUUCAAGAGCAUUCAAACCUUAAUUUUGAUUAGUGCCUUGUUACUUACUGCUUGUGGAUGUCCUGUGGCUUUUUUUUUUUUCAUACUGUAUGGGCAUUCUUUAGUGUUUUUCACAUUAGCAUAAGACUUGUUUACUCUGUAACCAUAUAAAAAAACGGGUUUUUACAAUAGUUCUUACCAAAAGUCAUCAGAGCUACUGACAAAUAUGAAGAAAUGUUCCUUAAUUUAUGUUGAAAAAGAUAUUAUAUUUCUAGCCCUGUUGUAGAGAUCUAUAUGUCCUAUAAUCUUAAUCUCCAUUAAUUGAAUAACAAUAUUGUUUCAUUAAUAGACUCUUUGACAAUAAAAUUGUUAUGCUUUGCACAACCUAGGUACAGAUAGAAUUCCCAAUUAUUUUCAGAUAUAUAUGAUAUAUGUCCUCUGAGUAUUAAAGUGCUACUGUGACCAAAAAUCAAUUCUACUUUUUCUUUGUACUUCAAAACUGUAUAACUGAACCACUAAGUGACCGAAGUUUUAAGCCUUCAUUUCAAAAAGACACUUGUUUAUUUUGACUGAAAUUUUCCUAAUUAAUGGUCUGCCAUUACUAACUUUAAAAUCUUGAGAGAGCUGGAUCGAGGAUAAGACAACGUCAAAGACUCACUAGUUUAAAAAUGCAAUGCGUGGGCAUGUGCCUAAAUUAAUAUGCAGCACGGGAGUUUUGAACUUUCAGACUUUUAAACUCAUGUUUUGCAUGCACAAUAAGCUGCGUUUACAUGCUCCAAGUUUAAACUAGCGAGUCUUUGACAUCAUCUUAUCCUCGAUCCAACCCUCUGAGGUCCAAACGGUCAGUCUUGAAUGUGAAAUGGCAGAAACUUGCACUCCUUGAAACAAACUCAAAAUCCUAAACUUGCACUCAAAGAAAACAACCUUUGGAUAAAAUUCAAAGCUCAAGAUUUUGCCAAUCACGUGUCAAACACGCUUUUAAAAUCUGAAGGAAAAAGGGGAGUGAAUUUUUUGAUCAUAGUAGCACUUUAAGGGGGAAACUUAUUGCAGUAUUUUUUUUAAAUAAAGUGUUUGCCACACUUGAUGCAAUUCUUCAUAUGCUAGUUAACUCUAAUUUGUAACAUGUUUUCUGAAACCAAUCAGUCUUCUUUUUCUUCUUUUGUACUAAAUGUUCGGUAGCUUCUUUCCACCUUCAUCAGAGCUACCAUGAAGAAAGGUUCCUACAAGUGCUACAAGCUCAUGUGCUGGAAUAUAAGCACAGAAGAACGGUUUCCUCUUAUCAAAUGCUCCCUCAUGCUUGCAUACCUCUGAUUCAACAUUAAAAAUGACCACAGCACGGGGUUGUGAUACAAGCAGUUACUGACAAUCCUUUCUACAUUGUAGCUCUGAUGAAGCUAGACAAAAGCCACCAAGAAUUGAGUGAACAAAAAAAAAAA